Molecule: messenger RNA, 2818 nt
Organism: Scophthalmus maximus (turbot)
Lineage: Eukaryota; Metazoa; Chordata; Actinopteri; Pleuronectiformes; Scophthalmidae
Product: CUB and sushi domain-containing protein 1-like
Exons: 4
Coding region: 365-1075 (236 amino acids)
Source: RefSeq, a predicted model, not a curated record
AGCACACACAGCUUAGUUUACGUGUUACUUACUGCACUCGGCUUCCUCAUUCUGCAGUCAGGGGAAUCACUUCUACGUGGGACAACUUCUGUCUGACUCUUGUCUGUUGACUUUGGAAGGAUGAUGGCGUGUAGUGUUGAGUUUCAGGGCCGUUCCCAGACCCACCAGCCGAUUUUACACAGGAACUGAUUCCAUCCACAAUGGGCACCAGGAGGUUUUAUCACCUACUGCUGUUGUCGCUGUUUGUUUCCUUCCAGAGAGGAACGUCUCAGGUGGCUGAGUGGACUCAAGAGGUGGAAGGUAGUGGUAAGACCCGUAACGGCAGCAAAACAUUAUCUCUCAGUCAUUUUCUGGUGUCUAAGACAUGGGACAGGGCUUGUUGCAUUGUGGGAACCGGUUUUAUGGAUCCCUAUGUAAAAACAAGAAAAACCUUUGGACCUUUUUGUUUUUUGUAGUGAUUGUAUUAAUGUUUGUCCAGUUCUACUGUAUGAAGCUAAUGUAUUUAUUUAUGUAUUUUCUAACUGUAGGUGAGACAGAAUGGAUUCCCCAACCAGAUUACAUAGAUGACACAUAUUGGUCCGGGUCAGCGCCUCUUUGUUUAGGAGGCUGUAAAUCGAGGCACCAGGAGCUGAGGAGAGAUCGAUGUGGAGACUCAAGCUGCUGCUGGCUCGGCUACAAGUCCCUGUGCAGGAUGAACUGUGGGCGUCCAGAUGUGGACUAUAAUGGCAUAGUGUACGGUAACGACUGGUGGGUGGGCUCCAUGGUGAGGUACGCCUGUCACCCCGGCUUCAUGCUGGUGGGAAAUCCGUCUAGAUAUUGCCAGCCCAAUGGCCUCUGGACGCCGAAACCCACCUGCCUCCGAAUGUGUCUGCGGGGAAUCGUUGAAGUAAGUGAGCGGGAACUAAACGGGACUUGCAACUCCACCUGUGCACACAAGAGCUACUUCGGCCCACCCAAGCAAGGCUGCUCCCGCAUGGACAACUGCAAGAAGAAGGAGACCGGCUGGAAGCGGUUCUUCGCACAGUGCGUCCCCUGCAUUUGUGACUGUGCUCUGGCAUGUGCAUCUGCAGGCUAGACCAUGAAGAAACCCUGUGUUGACCGUACAGUGAGACAUCAGGUGGAGAACAAAUACACAGACACACCAUGUUUAGCUGUUUCAUCAAGCCGAAUAGAUGUGGAUGAAUCAGUGCACCAAAAAACCUGGAUCUUUAAUCUUCCUGGCACACUGAAGUCAGCCAUUUCUCCUUGGUUUCCUUAUACAGGAUUUAACACUAUGACCAGAAGAUUGGUUGAAUACAUGUAUUGUAAGUCACUUCGGACAAAAGUGAGGUGAAUCUAAUUCAUUUUAUUUCAGGAGGUUGAGUCAAACUUGGGUCAAACAAUUAUUUCAAAUCAUUAAAAUAUUAGUAAUAAAAAUAGCACCUGAAGUGCCAUGUGGUUAAGUCUAUUAUUAAUAAAGAAAUAUAUCAUUUUGGGAAAGCAAGUAAAGUAUUGUUCACAGACAGGAUUUGGUCGUUUAAAUAGUAUUCUCUGAUUGGCUGAAUUACUAUUUUAUAAAUAUUACGAUGUCAUGUCGCAAAUGUACCUUCUUGGGAGUAUUGAACAUACUUUAUUCAACAUCUGUCUGUAAUCAUGCUUGAAAGGUAGAAAUGAAGGCAAAGACGGGGAGAGGAGGAGUGAAACAACAGAGAUUAGUGUCUGCUCCUCCUCUCAGUCCAUCUGUCCUGCGACGAGCUGAAACCUUAAUCUUGUUAUGAAGGGAGGAGCUGUGGUCGGGGGUUAGAGUCAACACGAAGACUGUUGUAGGACUUCUAAGCUAAAAGAAAACUAGUCCUAUAGCUACCUAGUAUACUAUUUAUAUGUCUUAAUGUUUACGUUAAGUAUUGUGUGGGGAAAGUGCAAAGAAUAUUCAUUUUUGUUGUAAAGUCUAUAGUCCUAUUGUUAUUUUUAUAUUGGUUUAUGGUGAUGGUAUAAUGCAAAUUGUUGUGUGUUGAAUUUGAGAGGAAUACAAGGACAAAAAAGGAUGUUGGACUAUUUUAAGUCGACCCACAGAGGAAGAUUUCUAGAAAGGUUUAAAAGCAUCCACACACAACAAACCAAUUAAUUUAAUAAGAUUUUCAGGCACAGAAAACUUUGGUUUCUCCUAAUUAAUUUGGUUUGUUAUUUUUUGGCAUCCAGCUCUUUCUUGAUUUCUCUUUCCACAAAAAGACAGUUUACAUACUGUAAGAUGAAAAAAAUGUACCAUUAAUUCAACAGUUAGGGAGUUAGUAUAACAUCAUCACAUAUGCCUCUCACCUCCCACUGUUACUCAGCCUCCAGAAGAAAGGCUGAGUAGCAGAGGGAGCUGGACACUAGUUUGUGACCUGUCACAUUCCUUAAUAUUUAUAUUUGUAGUACAUUUGGGAUGACAAUGUUACAAAAAAUUACCUAUAAUUUUCCGCCUCUGUCACUUUUUCGUUAUUUGCUCAUAUGUUUGAUUUGUUCCAAACUUAUCUGGUGAAGUCUGCAACACAAAAAGCUCAAACUCACUUUCCAUGCAUUUGAUAGGUGACAUUGCUCCUGAAAACCACCAGAUGUAGCUAUUUUAUUCAUUUUCGCAUAAAGAGCAGGUCACAACAUUGACACCACAUAGCAUUUUACAGGAAUCUGACAACAGAGACAGUCAUAAAUAGAAAAGAAAUUCUUCCACAUCUGACUCCGCAGCCCUUCUGUUAAAUGUGUUGGGGCCAGAUGCUCAACCUCAGGAUGAUGUGUUCAUUUGCCGUAGGUUUGUAGCAGCCAAUUCCUGUGAAAAGGGACAUAAACAAAGUAUUGAUCA